UUUAGUUAUAAAUAAUUAUCACAAUGAAUGAGGCAAUUUUUCACUCGAUUAGUAUAAGUGCAUUGAUAAGGAUUGAUAAAGUCCUGGAAAAUAACGCCAAGUUUACGCAAUUAUAUUGAAAUAUAGAAAGACAAAUAUGUUAUUCAGAAGAAUAAUCAAGCAAUCAAUUGUUGUCAUCAACCAAACAAGAUGAUGACUACGUAACAUGAAUCUCAUGAAUACACGUGUAAAUUUUGUACAUUAAAAAUAUAAAGUGGUCAAAAAUGAAAGGCAAGAGGAAUUUUACAUGAAACAAACAAUGGAAUAAUUGAAAUUAUCUUAAUUGACAUGUUAUUAAUACAAAAAUGGGAAAUGUAUGUUCAUCACGUUUCUCUUAAGUCACGUUUUAAUCACGUUUGCUUUUGAUACCCUCAAACGCGACUUAUUUGUCAUAUAGCUUGAUAUGGAAGGUCAUUUGAUUGACCCCAAAAAUGAAGAAACUUCGAUAAAUGAGCAUUAUCCGAUUUUGAAAUCUUUCUUGGCAGGCUCAUUUUCAGGAACUUUUUCGACAAUUUUAUUUCAACCUUUGGAUCUUGUCAAAACCAGAUUACAAAAUACUGUUAACAACCAUGUUAGUGCUCCUCGUAAUGCUAUGCUCUCAACAGUUGUUAAUAUUGUUCAAAAAGAAAAUAUUUUUGGAUUAUGGAGGGGAAUGACUCCGUCCAUAACUCGAGUGAUUCCUGGAGUCGGUUUAUAUUUUUCUACACUUCACUGGCUGAAGCACACAGUCUGUCCAGACGAGUCUCUCACACCCCUUCAGGCAGUUUCUUUAGGGAUAGCAGCUCGCACACUAUCAGGAUCUUUAUUGAUUCCAAUUACUGUGAUUAAAACUCGAUUCGAAAGUGGAGUUUAUAAAUAUCAAAGUAUGGGAGAAGCUCUAAGACUUAUUUACAAAUAUGAAGGAGUUAGAGGACUUUCAAGUGGUCUAGUUCCAACUUUAUUGCGAGAUGCUCCGUACAGUGGCCUUUACCUUAUGUUUUAUACUCAAUUAAAAACUAUUUCUGAUAGAAGUUGCGAUGGUAAACAAUACAUAGUGAUGCAUUUUGGCUGUGGUAUUACUGCUGGAAUUUUAGCAUCAAUUGUAACUCAUCCAGCUGAUGUAGUUAAAACAAAAAUGCAACUCUAUUCACAUGAAUUUAAUAGUUUACACAACGGAGUUGUUUUUAUAUAUAAAAAAUACGGGUACAAAGGCUUUUUUAAAGGAAUGGUGCCAAGAAUGUUGAGAAGAACUCUAAUGACAGCAAUGGCAUGGACUGUUUACGAACAGGUGACAAAAGCUUUGGGUUUAAAGUAAAAAAUACAACAAAACUCAUUAAUAUUCAAAUUCCAGUAUUAAAAGCGCACAAGGCUGUAAAAAACUCGAUAUUUUAUCGUUGUGUAUUAUUAAGUGAUUAAUUAUUUACUAAGCACAUAAGUAAUUGUCGUUUGGAACAUAAUUCAAAGAUGUAUAUAUAUUUAUAUCUAUAUAUUUGA
Chelonus insularis is the source of this 1512-nucleotide messenger RNA. Its product is annotated as mitochondrial glycine transporter-like. The record is from RefSeq and is a predicted model, not a curated record. The coding region runs from base 443 to 1333 and encodes 296 amino acids. NCBI's taxonomy places the organism in Eukaryota, Metazoa, Arthropoda, Insecta, Hymenoptera, Braconidae. Gene Ontology annotation, cellular component: mitochondrial inner membrane; mitochondrion. Gene Ontology annotation, molecular function: glycine transmembrane transporter activity. The transcript has 7 exons. Gene Ontology annotation, biological process: glycine import into mitochondrion.